This is a messenger RNA of Aspergillus nomiae NRRL 13137, 1044 nucleotides long. Its product is annotated as isocitrate lyase/PEP mutase family protein. Gene Ontology annotation, molecular function: catalytic activity. Bases 1 to 1044 code for a protein of 347 amino acids. The record is from RefSeq and is a predicted model, not a curated record. The transcript is spliced from 3 exons. NCBI's taxonomy places the organism in Eukaryota, Fungi, Ascomycota, Eurotiomycetes, Eurotiales, Aspergillaceae.
AUGACAAAGUCAAUCGUCAACACAAACCCCUACCCCUUCCAUUUUGAGUCGAGCACCCCAGUGCAAACUGACACCAAUGGUAAGACGCAAGACAUACCAGUCACUAUCCCAAACAGUCGGGGCAAAAUCCCUUCCCUCCAAGCCUCCCGACUCCGCAGCAUGGUUCUCGAAGCCCACAAUGACCCAAGCAAGAUCGUCGCCCACGUUUGCAGCUACGAUGCCUUGAGCUCCAAGUUGUGCGAAGAAGCAGGAUUUCCUGUCGUCUUUCUUGCGGGAUAUGCCAUGGCCUCUGCGUUUGCACUGCCGGAUACCGGGUACAUCGCUUUCCAGGAAGUGGCAGCCAAGGUCCAGGAGGUCGUGAGGGCGACUAGUGUGCCUGUGCUUGUGGAUGGUGAUACGGGAUAUGGGGGACCGAUGAAUGUGCGGAGGACCGUUGAGGGGUUCGCACGAGCCGGCGCAGCUGGAAUUAUGAUUGAAGAUCAGACGUGGCCAAAACGCUGCGGCCACACAAAAGGCAAAGCCGUCGUCUCCCGAAGCGAAGCCUACGCCCGAUGGCGCGCAGCUGUCGACGCCCGUAACGAGGGCCUCGAUAUUUGGAUCAUGGCACGGACCGAUAGUCUCAUCCACGGCUACGACGAAGCAUUGGCAAGAGCUCGGGAGGCUAUCAAGAUUGGCGUUGACUGUGUCUUUGUCGAAGCCCUUCCCGACCGUGAAACAAUGUUGCGCCUACGAAAGGACCUCGAUUUCCCUGUCUUUGCGAACAUUAUUGAAGGCGGGAAGACGGAGAACCUCUCGGCAAAAGACCUGGCUGAGCUGGGAUACUCUGCCGUUGCGUAUCCCUGGACAUUGGUGGCAGCUAAAUUGAAGAGUAUUCGAGAGACCCUUGAGGCCAUUAAGGGGUCGUUCAUGGUGGGCAAGCCGCCUACGGUUUUGUCGUAUGAAGAGGUUUGUGAAGGGGUCGGGUUUAAUAGGUAUUAUGAGAUGGAGGAGAAGUAUCAGUAUGAUGGAUCGACGACCGGGAGCAAUGGAUACCAGUGGGCUUGA